AUGUCGAAACCUAAAAAUAUCACACUAAAAAUGCUUUACGGCACAGCCUGGAAGAAGGAACGAACGGCCAGUCUAGUGCAACAAGCCCUUCAAGCAGGCUUCCUCGCCAUCGACACAGCUGCCCAGCCAAAGCACUACCAAGAGCAUCUUGUCGGCAACGGUGUUAAUUCAUUUUUAUCAACAAGCAAACUCACCCGUCAAGAUCUAUAUCUACAAACCAAGUACACAUCAUUCAACGGCCAGGACCCCAACAACUUGCCCUACGACCCAUCAACCAGUAUUUCAGAACAGGUCAAAGCUUCUGUCGCCUCUUCACUGCAUAAUCUACGACACAACGAGAACGCAGAGGAAAGCUACAUCGAUUGUCUGGUCUUGCACAGCCCGCUUCCAACGAUAAAGCAGACGAUGGAGGCAUGGGAUGCAAUGUCCGCAUUCGUACCCACAAAAGUACACUCUCUGGGUAUCUCCAACACUUCACUGCCAAUCUUGCAGCACAUCUGGAGCAACAGCACUGUAAAGCCAACUGUGGUCCAGAACAGAUUUUAUGCUGCGACUGGAUGGGAUAUCGCGCUCAGAGAAUUUUGCUCCGACAAUAGCAUCGUGUAUCAGAGUUUCUGGACACUGACGGGUAACCCUGAGUUACUUGAUAGCCAGCUUGUCAAGGUGGUUGUCAAGCAAGUUGGUGUCAGCGCAGAAGUGGCGCUUUACUCUCUUGUUCAGGGACUUGGUAUUACACCUAUCAACGGUACGACAUCGCACAUUGAGAGCGACCUGGCUGAGUUGUCAAAAAUGGAGCAGUGGAAAACUCAAGGUCGUAACGUUGAGACUUGGGAGAAGUGUGUUAAGACUCUGGAUGGCAUACUCAGACAGUGGGCGUACAGUCUGGAGCAUCGAGCAAGAUGA
Molecule: messenger RNA, 903 nt
Organism: Aureobasidium melanogenum CBS 110374
Lineage: Eukaryota; Fungi; Ascomycota; Dothideomycetes; Dothideales; Saccotheciaceae
Product: aldo-keto reductase
Exons: 1
Coding region: 1-903 (300 amino acids)
Cellular component (GO): cytosol
Molecular function (GO): aldose reductase (NADPH) activity
Source: RefSeq, a predicted model, not a curated record